Messenger RNA from Oikopleura dioica, 981 nucleotides. NCBI's taxonomy places the organism in Eukaryota, Metazoa, Chordata, Appendicularia, Copelata, Oikopleuridae. The record is from the annotation of a GenBank genome assembly.
AUGAGUGACGAGAAGAAAUUCCCAUGGUACAGGGAGCGACUAAAGGCAAAAUAUGCAAACGACAUGAAUCCAACUUUGAAUCACAGAAACUGGACUUUCGUCAAAACCGGGCUCGACGACUUUAGAGAUGGAAUGCCGCCAGAUUUUGUUAAAUACACGAUAGGACCAUCGAAGAGUACAGGACCGAGCGUUCGAAAUAAACCUCCCAUCGGGCAAAUAAAGGAAGUUCCAGCUUCUAAAAAGAAGAGCACCAAGUUGGAUAAGAAUGAGCGAUUUUAUUCAAAGCGAAUUCCAGCUGCUGAGAGACGAAGACGACGAGUUGAAGCGCUUGAGAAAAAUCUAAAGGAACAUCCUCUCGCUCUCUUCCCAGAUCUUGAAAACGGACUCACACCAGAAUUAUACGAAGAAAUCGUCGACAUUCUUGAUCCAGAACUGCUCGACUACCCAGAAGAUAACCUUACAGAGACUCUUUCCGAAACAGACGAACGUAGAUCAGUUGAAUCUGAGUCCUCCGCUCAAACGGACUCUGAUUUCAGCGUCAAAGCUAAAAAGUCUAAACCGAAGGGCAAACUUAUGUUUCAGGAGAUCGAAGUGAAUCUCGACGAGUCAACAGAUUCCACGGCCACGCAUGGAGACCCAACUCUCCCUCUUGACAAACUCUUCCGUAAAAAAGGCAACCCUGCCGAUCACAUAAAGACUCUUGAGCUCGAGAGGCACGAGAAGAAAGUUAAAGAGAUUGCUGAAGACUUCAUCAGCUGGGCGGACGUUCUCGGUCCAGAAGGGCCAACGCUCGGUUCCGACACCAUUCAGGCGCUUUUUACAUCUGGUUACACGCAGUCAAAGCCCCUUGCUUCAGCAGUUAAAAUUGUCGAGCUCAACUCGAUUCCACCCGAGUUGAGAGCCGAAACUGGGAUGGCACCGACUGCUGACAUCUCUCAUCUGCCGGAUAAUGUACCGCAUGUUUCCAGGGAUGGAUUCUGA